Molecule: messenger RNA, 1287 nt
Organism: Penicillium lagena
Lineage: Eukaryota; Fungi; Ascomycota; Eurotiomycetes; Eurotiales; Aspergillaceae
Product: rRNA-binding ribosome biosynthesis protein RPF1
Exons: 1
Coding region: 1-1287 (428 amino acids)
Biological process (GO): maturation of 5.8S rRNA; maturation of LSU-rRNA
Cellular component (GO): nucleolus; preribosome, large subunit precursor
Molecular function (GO): rRNA primary transcript binding
Source: RefSeq, a predicted model, not a curated record
AUGCCUCGCAAAGGCCUGAGCAGACCUCCUCCUGGUGUGUCGCAAGAUGCAAAACCAGGCAAUAAGCAGCAGCGCAAGUUGGCCCACAUCAAGCGCAAGAGAGCCAAAGACUCCACGCGGCGAGAAGAGCGAUACGCCGUCAAGAAGGAAGAAACCAAGAACCCCAAGCUCAGGGCCGAGCGGUUGAAGCGCAAUAUUCCCCUGACGCUUGAUCGCAAGCGAGUGUGGGAUGAAGCCGACAGCGACGCCGAGGAGCACGGGCUGGGACUCAGUGUCGACGUGGAGCGGAUCAAGCGCGCCAAGCAGGAAGAGGAAGAUGAGCUGAAUCGGCCAUUGGAGGAAGGAGAGGAUGACAGUGGGGAUGCGCAGUCCGACAACGAGUCGAUCGACAGCAUGAUUGCAUCCAGCGACGGCGAGGACGAGGAUGGCGAGCAGGACGAGGCCGAGCCGGCUCGCGGCCGAGGAAAAUCCAAGCUUCCCAGCGCAACCGAGCGCGCCACAAGCCCAACCCAUUCAACGCGCAGCACGAACCUGAAUCUCGCGCCAGAAGCACUCGCCGCCAAAUUCCCGACCCUCUUCUCCAACGAGGCCCCGCCAACCCCCAAGGUCUUAAUCACGACCUCCAUCAACUCCAACCUCCACCACGAAGCCGAAACCCUCACCGACCUCUUCCCCAACAGCGUCUACAUCCGACGCACAGCGCACCGCUACUCGCACAAAUUCUCCAUCAAAGAGAUCGCCAAGUUCGCCUCGAACCGGAACUUCACCACUGUGGCUGUCCUCCAAGAAGACCAGAAAAAGCCGUCGGGACUGAUUCUGGUUCACCUACCCGUCGGACCUACGUUCCACUUUACCAUCAGCAACUGGAUCGACGGCAAGCGGUUACCGGGCCACGGGAGAGCGACAGAGCAUUGGCCGGAGCUGAUCCUGAACAACUUCCGCACGCCGCUGGGUCUUCUGACGGCGCAUAUGUUCCAACGGCUCUUCCCACCACAGCCGGAGUUUCAAGGCCGACAGGUUGUCACACUGCACAACCAGCGCGACUACAUCUUCGUGCGCCGUCAUCGCUAUGUCUUCCGCGAGAAGCGCGAGACGGAGAAGGCCGUCGUGGACACUGACGGCAAGGAGAUGAAGGGCGCGGAGGGUAUCCGGACUGGUUUGCAGGAGCUCGGGCCACGGUUCACGUUGAAACUGCGCCGUGUCGAUAAGGGAAUCCAGAGGUCGAGCGGACAGGAGUGGGAGUGGGAGGGCAAGCUGGAGAAAGUGCGGACCAAGUUCCAGCUUUAG